Messenger RNA from Drosophila persimilis, 1671 nucleotides. It is a transcript of the gene phr, whose product is annotated as deoxyribodipyrimidine photo-lyase. The record is from RefSeq and is a predicted model, not a curated record. Gene Ontology annotation, molecular function: deoxyribodipyrimidine photo-lyase activity. Bases 40 to 1662 code for a protein of 540 amino acids. NCBI's taxonomy places the organism in Eukaryota, Metazoa, Arthropoda, Insecta, Diptera, Drosophilidae. Gene Ontology annotation, biological process: photoreactive repair. The transcript has 2 exons.
GUUAAUAAUUUUAUCCGUCAGCUUGCUCCAAUAUACACCAUGAAACGCGCCAAGUCGGGCACAGCAGGCGCCUCCAAAAAAGCCCCUAAAAAGGAAAAGAAAAGCGCCGAACCAGCCGCGAGCAGCUCCCAAGAAAGCAGCAGUGGCGGUGAAGAAGGUGCCUCCAGCUCAAAGCUUGUCCAAAGUAAGCCAGAAUACAAAAACUUUGAGCAGUUUCUCGCACACCUAGAGCAGCAGCGAUCUGAAUCGGCGGCGAACAUCCAGGAGUUUCCCUUCAAGAAGAAACGGGUGCGCGUCUUGUCCAAGGUGAACGAUGUCCAAGAUAAGUGCAGUGGCGGCGUCGUCUAUUGGAUGUCACGGGAUGGUCGGGUGCAGGACAAUUGGGCUCUGCUGUUUGCACAGCGUUUGGCCCUCAAGUUGGAGAUGCCGCUGGCAGUGGUAUUCUGCCUGGUGCCGAAGUUCCUCAAUGCCACCAUUCGACACUACAAAUUCAUGAUGGGCGGACUGCAGGAGGUGGAAGAGCAAUGUCGGGAUCUAGGCAUACCCUUCCACCUGCUGCUGGGACCGGCAGUGGAUCGUCUACCGGAAUUCGUGCGUUCCAAAGAUGUAGGUGCUGUGGUGUGUGACUUUGCGCCGCUUCGCGUGCCCCGAAAAUGGGUGGAGGAUGUGGCAAAGGCGUUGCCCAAGAACGUGCCGCUGACCCAGGUGGAUGCUCACAACGUAGUUCCGCUCUGGGUGGCCUCCGACAAGCAGGAGUACGCGGCCAGGACUAUACGAAACAAGAUAAACUCCAAGCUGGGAGAGUUCCUGAGCGAUUUUCCACCAGUGAUCAAGCAUCCGUAUGGGGAAGGUUGCAAGAAGGUAAAACCCAUCGACUGGCCAGCUGCAUAUGCGAUGCUGGAGUGCGACAUGGACGUGGAUGAGGUGAAGUGGGCGAAACCAGGCUACAAGGCGGCCUGUCUCCAACUGUACGAGUUCUGCAGCCGACGCUUGGGUAAAUUCAACGACAAGCGCAAUGAUCCCACAGUUGAUGCGCUAUCCGGACUCUCGCCGUGGCUCCACUUUGGUCAGAUCUCAGCUCAACGCUGUGUUCUGGAGGUUCAACGCUAUCGCAGCCAGCACAAGGCCUCGGCGGAUGCGUACUGCGAGGAGGCCAUCGUUCGCCGAGAAUUAGCCGAUAAUUUUUGCUACUACAACGAGAACUACGACAGCCUGAAGGGCCUGAGCCCGUGGGCAUACCAAUCCUUGGAAGCCCAUCGCAAAGACAAGCGUGAUCCAUGUUACACUCUAGAGGAGCUCGAACAGUCGCUCACCUACGAUGACCUGUGGAACUCUGCCCAGCUGCAGCUGGUGCGAGAGGGCAAGAUGCACGGAUUUCUGCGCAUGUACUGGGCCAAGAAAAUACUCGAGUGGACGGCCACGCCGGAGCAGGCGCUGGAGUACGCGAUCCUGCUGAACGACAAGUACAGCCUAGACGGGCGCGAUCCCAAUGGCUAUGUGGGCUGCAUGUGGUCCAUUGGGGGCAUACACGAUAUGGGCUGGAAGGAGCGUGCGAUAUUCGGAAAGAUUCGCUACAUGAACUAUCAAGGAUGCAAGCGCAAGUUCGACGUGAACGCCUUUGUCAUGCGCUAUGGGGGCAAGGUGCACAAGAAGAAGGGUUGAGGCGGUUGA